AAGAGUGCUUUUUCUGCACAUGAUCAGCAGGAGUUAGUGAAAAAAAAUAACAGAGAUAGACGGGGUGAAAAUGAGAUCUCGUUUGUCCAUCGUGGAGUAUAUAUAGAGAGGAUUAGAGGUAAAGUUUGGAAGUAUAUUCAGACAAAUGAUCUGGGCACAUCAAUCUCUGUCUGAAACAACUGGUGAAAGGACAAAGACAAUGUUGUCCACAAAGUAGACAGGCUUUGUCGAAUGAAACUAAGGAUAGAAUGGGAGUUUUACAUUAUGGAACACUUCAAAGUGGAAGUCUAGAUUGUGAAACUCAUGGGAGUGGACAUAGCUGAGCUGGGGAAGGGGGUAUAUUUUUGUUUGUAAAAACAAAGGCCGAUUUUUAACAUUCCUUUACGAGACCCCACGAGUGGACUUCUGCUACAUUUUUUCGCCCCCACUAGGUCCCCCACCUGCUUCUAUCUAAAGCCAGCCUCUUAGCCUGCGCUCCUCUCUCUCUUAGCUCAGGCAAAGACAACAGUUGUUCAGAAAGCAAAAGAACCCCACAAACUCUUAGUCCUACUUAGGUCCAGACCCUGCAAAAAACAUUAACACUUUCUCUCUCUCUGUCUCUCGAAAACAAAGAUGACUUGGAGAGACCGAGAACAAGAGAAAAGAUGGGGUUGACGAUGGAUCAACUUUGAAAUCAAAAAUCAAAAAAACAUUUUAGUAUAAAAAUAAAAAUCACCCCUUUCAAAACCUGGAAACCCCACCAAAUGGAACUCACAGAUUUGCAAAGCAAUAAGCAAACCAACAACACUAACGACAAUUCUACAGAACCCCACCAUCAGUCUAUCCACCACCAUCAUCAGCAGCACCACCACCACCACUUCCAGCAUCAAAAACAGUCAUCUUCUCCUCACUUUGGGGUCCCUUUUGAUGGCACCAGAUCUUCAGCUCCUUCUUCUGGCCACCCUUUUGAUAUGGGCUCCAUCUCUCACCUUCACCCCCACCAUCACCACCAUCUUCUUCAUCCUCCUUCUUCCACAGCUACGACAACAACAACGUCGCCUCUCUCCUCUUCUUCUUCCUCCUCUUCCUCUUCUUCAAUUUCUACCACUACAACCAACCCACCUCAACUCGUUGACGCUUCUCUUGCUAUUGCUACCAGAUCUACUUCUCUCAACAUCGAUUCCACAAAGAAGAAUGAACCAAACUUGCCACUUUCAUCUACGACGACUACGACACCAACAACGACGACCACAGCUAACCCACCAGUGAAACGCUGCACCAAGGAUCGCCACACCAAAGUCGAUGGUCGCGGCCGCCGUAUCAGAAUGCCAGCUACUUGUGCGGCUAGGGUUUUUCAAUUGACAAGAGAAUUAGGUCAUAAAUCUGAUGGGGAAACGAUUGAAUGGCUUUUACAACAAGCUGAACCAGCGAUAAUAGCAGCCACUGGAACUGGUACUAUACCAGCCAAUUUUUCAUCUCUUAAUGUUUCGUUAAGAAGUAGUGGAUCCACGCUUUCAGCACCACCUUCAAAAUCUGCUCCUCACUCGUUUCAUAAUGCUUUAGCUUUGGCUUCUCAUCAUCAUCACCCUUAUGAAGUAGGGUUUUCUCAUAGCGCUUUGUUGGGUUUUCACCAGCAGCAGCAGCAGCAACAGCAACAUCAUCUUCUAACAGCAGAUCAAAUAGCUGAGGCUUUACCUGGAGGAGGUGGUGGUGGUGGUGGAGAUAGUGGAAAUUCAAGUGAGAAUUAUAUGAGGAAACGUUUUAGAGAGGACUUGUUUAAGGAUGAUAAUCAGCAACAAGGUGCAAGUGGUAGUGGCGGCGGAGGUGGGAGCGGAGACGGAUCCCCUAUUAAGGCUUUUAAAAGUGGUUUAAGUCAAUUGCCUAAACCACAACAAGAUACUGGAUCUUCGGGCCUACUUCGGCCAUCAAAUAUCCUGCCCGGCACUGCCAUGUGGGCCGUGGCACCAGCUCCUAGCAGUGGAGCGGGAAGUACGUUUUGGAUGCUGCCCGUGACUGCUGGUGCUGGUGGCCCGUCAGUGGCCACAGGUGCAUCCGGGGCUGGUCCUUCUGAUCAACCCCAGAUGUGGCCUUUUGGAACAGCAAGUCCAGCAAGUGGGAAUACAUUGCAAGCACCAUUACAUUUUGUACCAAGAUUUAAUCUUCCAGGUAAUGUUGAAUUCCAAGGUGGUCGAGCGAGUCCUUUGCAAUUGGGUUCGAUGUUAAUGCAGCAACAACCUUCUCAGCAUCUUGGGUUAGGAAUGUCUGAGUCUAAUUUGGGCAUGUUGGCUGCUCUUAAUGCCUAUUCUAGAGGUGGUUCAAAUAUUAAUUCAGAGCAAAAUAAUCCACUGGAACAUCCUCAACACCAGCUUCAAGGUACAGAUAGUGGAGAUGAAGACCCAAAUAAUUCUCAAUGAUGGCCAGAGAAUUAAAUUUACAAGUUGAUGUGGAACGUGAAGUUUGUGAUGAGCUGAGUGCAUGAAACAUUUUAGUGGAUUGUCAUCUGGAGAGAAAUUAAGGUUCUAUUAGGUGCCAUUGUUAGGUUUUGUUUGUUCAUUUGAUUUUGAUUUUUGAAUUUUUGUAGCUAGGUUUUGAUGUGGUGAAGUUUGGCUUUGUAAUUUCAGUUGUUGUCCGAAUGGGACCUGAUCAUAGGGAACAGGAAUGAGAGAGAGUUGUUUGUAUAGGAGGAUAUUUGUUUGUGUUGAUUACAAUAUUAUUGCUAUCAUUUGCUUUGUUUGUAUGAGGAAUUUGAAAAAAAAAACAAAAAACAAAAUAACGAAAACAAAAUGAA
Molecule: messenger RNA, 2767 nt
Organism: Durio zibethinus
Lineage: Eukaryota; Viridiplantae; Streptophyta; Magnoliopsida; Malvales; Malvaceae
Product: transcription factor TCP8-like
Cellular component (GO): nucleus
Molecular function (GO): sequence-specific DNA binding; DNA-binding transcription factor activity
Source: RefSeq, a predicted model, not a curated record